GUUGCAACAGUGGGUUGGUUGGAAAUGACUCUACUAAUGUUGUAUCUGCAGGUACACAAACAAGUGAAGGAGCAAGAGAUUAUAGUUACCAAGCUCGCCUUAUGACGGUUGAUGAACAUUGUUACGAGUGUAAAGUGAGGUAUCGUGAUCCAAAACCCAAAGAUUUGGUUAUGUAUCUACAUGCUCUUAAAUAUUGUGGUCCUGGUUGGCAGUUUGAAACAAAGUUGCCUGAAUGGGCUAAUGAACAAUGGAGGGAGCCAGAAGAUGAACAAUGAAGUCUGUGAAAAGGAAAAAAAUAAUUGUACAUAAUCUAAACAUUAUUUCAAUGAUGAACACUGUCAGAAUUUUGCAAAGGCACAUAAUUUAUAACAUUUCAAAAAGUGUUUGUUG
Macrobrachium nipponense is the source of this 390-nucleotide messenger RNA. Its product is annotated as pseudouridylate synthase RPUSD2-like. The record is from RefSeq and is a predicted model, not a curated record. Lineage: Eukaryota; Metazoa; Arthropoda; Malacostraca; Decapoda; Palaemonidae. Gene Ontology annotation, molecular function: RNA binding; pseudouridine synthase activity. Gene Ontology annotation, biological process: enzyme-directed rRNA pseudouridine synthesis.